Molecule: messenger RNA, 1143 nt
Organism: Moesziomyces antarcticus
Lineage: Eukaryota; Fungi; Basidiomycota; Ustilaginomycetes; Ustilaginales; Ustilaginaceae
Product: signal recognition particle SRP19 subunit
Exons: 2
Coding region: 1-1143 (380 amino acids)
Biological process (GO): SRP-dependent cotranslational protein targeting to membrane; SRP-dependent cotranslational protein targeting to membrane, signal sequence recognition
Cellular component (GO): signal recognition particle, endoplasmic reticulum targeting
Molecular function (GO): 7S RNA binding
Source: RefSeq, a predicted model, not a curated record
AUGCCGCCGAAAGCAGCCGUCGAGGACUUUGACGAUGACUUCGAGUUCGACCUUCCAACCGUCUCGUCUCCCGCCGUAGCCCAGGCACAAGCGGGGGCCGGCGCUUCGGCGCCUCAGGCCGACCAAAUGGCCGCAUUCCAAAAGAUGAUGGAGCAGAUGGGUCAAGCACCCGGCUCGGGCGACUUUGGCUCCACUCGGGCUCCCGUCGGCGCCGACAUGUCCGGCGCGAGCGGCUCCAAGGGCAAGGAGGACGGCGAGCACAAGAAGUGGGUGAGCGUGUACCCGAUCUAUUUUGAUGCCAAGCGCCACUACCGCAAGGGCUGUCGGCGCGUGUCGUACGAGAAGGCGAGUCCCUUCCCGACGCAGCUGUGGAUCGCCAAGGCCGUUGCGCGGCUGCAGCUCAAGUACGUGCAGGAGCCGUACAAGACGCAUCCGCAAGACUGGGAGAAUCCGGGCCGCGUCAAGGUGCAGCUGUUCAACGACGACGGCAGUGCGCUCGACAGCCGCUUUGCGAGCAAGAAGCAGCUGUUUGAUGCGAUCGCCGAGAUUCUGCAGCCCAACUGUGGCGGUAAGCCGCCUGCGCUCGAGGCGCGCAAGAAGCGCGUGCGGCCGUCGACGAUCAAGAAGGCGGCGCUCGCCGAGAAUGCCAAAGCGGUCUCGUCGGGAUCGCAGCCCGCUGCGGGCUCGUCGUCCAAGAGCAAGAACAAGAAGGGCGGCAGCAAGGAGGGUGCUGCGGCGACGGGCGGUGCCAAGCCGACACUCACCAAGGAGCAGCGCAAGCAGGUGCUGCAGGCGAAGCGCGACCCGAACCCCAACCCGAUCCGCGCCCGGCUGGCCAAAAUGCGCUUCCCGCCCACGCUCGAGGCGCGUCUGCCGGCGCACUCGCCCGCGGUGGAGGGCGGUCUGCUCAACAUGAAUCUGGCGGAAGCCAUGGGUGGUAUGCCGCCGGGCAUGCCUGGUGCCGACGCGCUCGGAGGCCUCGGAGGCAUGCUGGGCGGUAUGGGACUGGGUGACGACGACGACGACGAGGACGACGAGGACGAGGCUGAAAAGGAGGAGGCGGCGGGCAAGAAGAAGGACCCGAUGAACCCGCUCAACCUGGGCCGCAGACAGCGGAAGAAGGUGGUGCGAAUCGGGCGUUGA